Messenger RNA from Linum tenue, 1184 nucleotides. NCBI's taxonomy places the organism in Eukaryota, Viridiplantae, Streptophyta, Magnoliopsida, Malpighiales, Linaceae. The record is from the annotation of a GenBank genome assembly.
CCACUUACUAACAAACUUGCCUUGGAAGGUAAUGGACUGUUUUAGUGGGAAAAAAGAGGUCAAGAAAAAGAAAGAGAAUAGUCAACUGAAAUCAACCAACCAGGCUAAGCCUCUGCCAACCAGGCCGUUGAAAACCAAAACGUGCAGCAGGAAGCCAGGAACCCAUCAGUCUUCCCGAUUUCGCCUACCAUUCAUAAAAACUCUUUCUGCUCAAGAACUGAGAAGUGUGAAACUACAAAGGGAAAUCCAAAUUCAGCAGCAAUUCCGCAAACGAGAAAACAACAAGAAGAAGAAUCGGAAAUUCCCAUUCCCAUUCCCUAGUUCUCACCCUCAUCCUUUCUUUUUCUCGGUCCUGUCUUUGAUCCCAAGAAGAAGAAGAAGAAGAAGAAUAGUGGGGCGCAUUUGCUGGAAGAAAGAAUGGCGAGAGCUGGAGGGAUUUCAAAUGCGGUCAAUGUAGGGAUCGCUGUCCAAGCCGAUUGGGAGAAUCGCGAGUUUAUCUCUCACAUCUCCCUCAACAUCCGUCGCCUCUUCGAUUUCCUCCUCCAAUUCGAGGCUACGACUAAAACAAAACUGGCGUCGCUGAACGAGAAGCUCGAUACUCUGGAGCGUCGACUGGAGCUGCUUGAGGUCCAAGUCGGUACCGCAACAGCCAACCCUUCCCUUUUCAAUACCUGAACUUUUUUUCCAGUCUGAAUUUUCGCUACUGCGGCUCCUACUUGUAAGCGUAUCUCUCCGUGAUCUUCUAUGUCUGCUGUAGAAGCUUGAAUUUGUACUGUUAUACUUCCGAGUUCCAAUAUACAUAAAUCUACAUUUAGCUUCUGCGUUUAUGAUCUAUGUGCCUAUUUGCGCUGUAAACUGAACGGAAUUCCAGUGUUUGAUGAUGGAGAACAAUUUGAAUAGACUAUGGCAUAACCCGUUAUUGCCAGUGCUUAACUUAGUACGCCAGGUAGCUACUUCGUCCUUUUAGCAAAAACCCCACCAGAAACACAAGAAACGCCAUUCUGUGGCUGUCUUGCACCAAGGAGUGCAGAUAGAUAAUUAGGUUACUGUUCUGCAUCUCUUUGUUCUAUGAAUAUGUGAGCGGAGUUUGUGAUAAGGUAACCAAUUACGCACCGUCCUUGGUCUGUAAUUGUUAUGUCCUUUCACACUUACAGCCACCAUGCAUCGGAUAUGGUAUCUGGUCU